AUGGCACCCAGUGAACCUCGUAUAAACGCAUCAGGCUUGAAGCCCUUCGAAACAAAAGGUUUACCAGAGAGGCAAGCUCAGCCCCACGAAUCGGCGAUUAUUCAGUCGAUCAAAGAAAUGUACUCCUGUUCGCCAAUAGAGACCACAUUUGAUGUUUAUGCAAAUGACUCCCAGUUUCAUGACCCCAUCGGAAUCGCCAAUGGAAGGGAUUCCAUCCGCGCUCAAUUUGUAGGACUCGCAAAGAUUUUCGAGAAAGCUGAAAUUCCGAAAUUCCGUGUACUUGAGAAUCCAGCGUCUGUACCCGCCAGUACCAUUCUCAUUGACCAAGAUGUGUCAUAUUAUCGUGACUCAAGCAAAGAGCCAACUAAGACGCUGAAUUCACUGUUGACAAUCACGACAAACGACAAACACCAAAUCUUGCAUCACACCGAAGAAUGGAAUCACGAGAAGAGCGUGUCUUCAGAGGACGGGUUCUUUGGAAUGCUCAACGAGCAACGCAAGAAACUGACAGCAACCCUUACUCACGUCGCUGUCGGAAAGGACAAAACAGAGUGA
This is a messenger RNA of Pleurotus ostreatus (oyster mushroom), 555 nucleotides long. RefSeq lists its product as uncharacterized. The record is from RefSeq and is a predicted model, not a curated record. The transcript is spliced from 4 exons. Lineage: Eukaryota; Fungi; Basidiomycota; Agaricomycetes; Agaricales; Pleurotaceae. The coding region runs from base 1 to 555 and encodes 184 amino acids.